This is a messenger RNA of Dicentrarchus labrax (European seabass), 3355 nucleotides long. Its product is annotated as palmitoyltransferase ZDHHC7. Lineage: Eukaryota; Metazoa; Chordata; Actinopteri; Moronidae. Gene Ontology annotation, cellular component: Golgi apparatus; endoplasmic reticulum. The transcript has 9 exons. Gene Ontology annotation, molecular function: protein-cysteine S-palmitoyltransferase activity. Gene Ontology annotation, biological process: peptidyl-L-cysteine S-palmitoylation; protein targeting to membrane. The record is from RefSeq and is a predicted model, not a curated record. Bases 434 to 1357 code for a protein of 307 amino acids.
ACCACAGAAGAAGAGUCAGCAGCAGCAGCAGCUUUUAAAUGGGGACUUCCGGGUUGUGUCCCUCGGUUGAGACAUUGAAAACAUCGGAUCGAUUAAUGUGAUCAACAUCUGUCCCCACUGAUCGGCGCUCUGGCUCUCUACCGGUCAGUGUCUGUGGACCGUUAAUACCAUAACAACAACAGAGUCAGCGCGGGAAAAUAAAACACGGAGCUGCUCGGCCUUCAUCACUUCCUCUCGCCGUCUCCAGAGAUGUGACCCGGAGACGAUCAGCCGGAGGAGACGAUCAGCCGGGGUGGAGACGAUCAGCCGGAGGAGACGAUCAGCCGGAGGAGACGAUCAGCCGGAGGAGACGAUCAGCCGGAGGAGACGAUCAGCCGGAGGAGACGAUCAGCCGGAGGAGACGAUGCAGUAGAGUUCCCUCCAUCAGGCCAGAAUGUCCUCAGGCCACAGGCAGAGAGACGUGGAGCAGCAGCGCCCCCUGCUGGACGGGGAGGAGGCGGUGGCGGCGGCGGCGGAGAGUUCCCGCAGCGAGGCGAAGCGACUGUGGUUCAUCCGGGACUGCUGCGGCAUGGUGUGUGCCGUCAUCACCUGGUUCCUGGUCUUCUUCGCGGACUUCGUGGUCACCUUCGUGAUGCUGCUGCCCUCCCGGAGCUUCUGGUACGCCGUGGUCAACGGGGUGGUCUUCAACAGCCUGGCUGUGCUGGCGCUGGCCUCCCACCUCCGCACCAUGCUGACCGACCCGGGCGCCGUCCCGAAAGGAAACGCCACCAAGAAGCACCUGGAGAGUCUGCAGCUGAAGCCGGGCGAGGUCAUCUACAAAUGUCCAAAGUGCUGCAGCAUCAAACCGGAGAGGGCUCACCACUGCAGUAUCUGUAAACGCUGCAUCCGCAAGAUGGACCACCAUUGCCCCUGGGUCAACAACUGCAUCGGAGAGAAGAACCAACGCUUCUUCGUCCUCUUCACUAUGUACAUCGCCAUGAUCUCCGGUCACGCUCUCGCUCUCUGUGGGUUCCAGUUCGUCUCCUGCGUCCGGGUCCAGUGGAGAGAGUGCAGUGAUUUCUCUCCUCCGGUGACGAUGAUGCUGAUGAUCUUCCUCUGCAUGGAGGCCCUCCUCUUCCUCACCUUCACAGCUGUAAUGUUCAGCACUCAGCUGCACUCCAUCUGCAACGACGAGACGGAGAUCGAGCGUCUGAAGAACGAGAAGCCAACGUGGGAGCGUCAGACUCGCUGGGCCGGGCUGAGGUCGGUGUUCGGGGGUCAGCCGUCCCUGAUGUGGAUCAGCCCCUUUGCUGGACUCAGACUGCCGACCUUUCUCCCCAAACGCAGCUGGAGGGGCGGGGCAGAGUUCUCCGUCUGACGAGCCGCCAUUCAAACACUGCACAGCGGUGGAACCGGAACCACAGUGGUUCUGCUUCAUGGUGCUGGUGGACCUGCAGAGUCCAGUUCUUCUGUACCUGGAGAAACCAGGUUCAGGCUCUGCUGCAGUCUCCGUCUCUUACCUUCCUCUUUGGUGGAGGAGCAUCGUCCCAACUGGGAGUACAUACAGACCUUCUUCACAGCAGCCAUUUGACAUUAAACAGUAGGGUAAAUAAAGGUGUUGUGAUUCUGAUUACGGCUCCAUUCGGGUCGAACUGCGUCAGGGUGCUGCUUUUGUUCAUGCUGCCUCACUGGAAGGGCUCUGCAACACUAAAUGGAACGGGGCCUUAAUUAGUAUCAUGGGUAACGGCUGUGUUUACCCUACUAUUUCAUGUCCAAAUGGCUGCUGUGAAAAGGGGCUGCGUCUGGAGAGAGACGCUGCUGGAGAACCAGUGAACAGAUUCAAACUCAGAGCCUGAAUGUUUUCUUAAACGUGCUCGUUAAGAUGCUGGAUCUUCUGAGAGCCGUUACUGAGCGCAGGAACCAUGUGACCACCGAUCAAAUGUUUGGGAACCACUGCUGUUAUUAAUGUUUGUGUGUAUGUAGACGUUGAGCUGCACUGUGUGCAUCAACAUAAAGCUGUAAAGUCACAAUCAAAUGAAAUAUUAUACAGUUAUUAUUAUUAUUAUUAUGAUGAUGAUGAUGCAUCUUCGUUUCUGUUGGUUUUUAAUGACAUAUAUUUAAAUGGUCCCUGUGGAGUUUUCUUGUAAUCAGUCAUAAGUUUUCUCUGCCUGUGUAUUUUAAAUCAUUUUCAUCGUCCUUUGUUGCCACAUUGUUGUGUUUCUUACCCAUUGAUGAGUGGAAAACAUUGGCAGGACGACGUCACCCAUUAGAAACACACUAUAGCACUCCUAGUGGUGAGAAAUUCUACAGGAAACUUUUAAGAAAUCAUGUUAUUAAAAUAAAAGUGUGCUAAAAAAAAACUCACUUUCUUCCUUACAAGCAGUAUUUUUAAUGGUGGCUUCAAAGCUCCCAUCAAUAAAUCAGACAGAUGUUUUAAAUCCAUGCAGCUUUACCUCACCUCUUUAAAUCAUAUUAAGGCUUAAAGUUAUGUAUAAUUAUGGGCCUGGUUGCUGUGAGUGACAGUUGGUUGCUGUCGGAGGCGGCUGUUUUCAGUAACCAGGCUGCAGACAUUGUUAAUUAAACGUUUCAAUCCCAAAAUCUUUCUUUUAUCCUUAAAAAGGUCAUGUUGUUUUUUUUCCUUUGGAUGUUGGAUAUACAACUUUUUUGUAUCGUCAUCCUGAACCCUUUGUUUUUAUUUGUUCAUGUGAGCCCUCUUAGUGAGCCAAGAGGGUGACGGUGGUAAGAUUUUAUUUAGCUACCAUCGCUAUAUGCCACUAAAUCCUGGUCCUUUAAAUCCCCAAACGUUCCACUGAACAACAAAUCUGCUCCUCUGAACGGGUCUUUCCUGAGGCCUGAUGCUCUAAAAGUACCAUUUCUUUGUGACUUUCACUGUUUGGAAAAUGUGAACCUAGCUGUUAAAUGUGUGUGCAGUGCCAUUGAACCACGUAUGGAGCAUCACUAAGCUCUUGUUUGACAUUGCUGGAGAACAGGAAACACCCCAGGACGAUCACAAUGACCAUCAGACUGACGGUUUAUCUUCACUAGGUCUCAACAAGAUGCUGAAGUGUUUCUACUGCUUGUUUAUUGAUUGACAAACUCCUCUUGAAGUCCUGCAGACUUUUUAUCUUCUAAAAUGUUAUUAUAAUUUUUUUAAUUGGCACUUUAAAAGGUCUAAAUUUAAACCCGAUGAGACGUAAAGACGAGCUGGCAAAAGUUUUAAAAAGAGAAACUGAGAGAAUCUGUUUUUACAGAAUGUGCCCGAGGUUGGAGUGGUUGUAUGUUUGUUUUCAUGAGAUUUCCGAGCCUUUUAUAUGUUCAUCUGUUUCCAUUUUUCAGACACUUAGAAUAAACAGUCCAUCUCUACCUCUUUAAAGAA